This is a messenger RNA of Rotaria sp. Silwood1, 1735 nucleotides long. The record is from the annotation of a GenBank genome assembly. NCBI's taxonomy places the organism in Eukaryota, Metazoa, Rotifera, Eurotatoria, Philodinida, Philodinidae.
AUGGAUGUGGGACUAGGAUUUCUUGGUGAUACAUAUCAUACAGAUGACAGAUUAAGUAUGAUAUGUAUAUAUGAAAUACGUAAUCAAAGAACUGCAUUAGAUAUUCAAGAUAUACCAUUAUUUCAUUAUCAAGAAUUUUUAAUUUUACCUUAUUCAGCAUUUAAAAUAAUAGAUAUUCAAGUAAAUAAAGACAAAUCACCUAAUGUGGAAAUAAAACUAAAAGAAUGUGUGCCACGGUAAAUGUUCACAAUGAUUGAAACUGAGAUUUUACGAUGAUUUAUAUCCUUAUUAUAAUAUGAUAAAUAAAAGCAAAAUGAAAAUAAGUGGAAAAAAAAGGAGGUUCAUUCUAUCACAUUUGACAGAACUGACAUAAUUUAGUGUUGAUUUAGCAUAGAUUUAUAACAGAAAAAUAUUCAUUUUCAUGAGACCUCUGAUAGAAUCAGCACUAGCAGUUGUUCGACUUAUUUUAUUUGCUUUCUUGCUUUUAAGAUGGAUGUGUAUAACGUUGAAGAGAAGAUCAACAUCCACACCUAAACAAGCUCUAACAUAUCAACUCAUUUUAUCUCUCAAACAACAAAAUUAUUUCUUAAAAUAAAUCCAUUUAGUUUAAUUCAAUAAUUUUGUGUUUAUCUGUUCAAAUCUCUUUUUCAAUAUAUUUGUUUUUACUCAAAUCUCUCUCGAGGAAAAUCAAGCUCAUAUUUUUUCUUAUUAAAAGCAUUUACAAAAGGAUACUGAAUGGUUAAAUUUUUCUACUCAUAAAAAUACUAGUUUAUUUACAAUUGUUCGGUAUACCAAAAACAUCAAAAAGAAUAUUUUCAAAAAUGAAAAACAUGCAAAAAAAACAAAGUUUAUUUUAUUCAUUUAUCUAUCUACAUAUGAAUUCAUUUAUUAUUUAUUCAGUCUUGGUUCUUUUAUUUUUACAACAUUAUUUGCCCAUGUUAUUCAUUCUUCACUUCCCCACAUAUUUUCUAUGCAUUCUCUUGCUUCAGUACUGUACAACCUUCCUUUUCGAACCUAAACUGUAUUUUUUAUACACAUUCUUAUAAUUAAUUCAUCUUUACUUGUGCGUGUUUUUAUGUUCGUACGCAUUUCUUUUUUAAGUGAUUUUGCCGUGAACAAUUCAUAUUCUACCGAGAAAAGUGUCUCAUUAUAAGUUUAUGCGACAUAUGAGUAGCUAUAUUAAGAAAAAGUUAGAGGCAGUUAAGACUGCUAUUUUUACUCAUUUACACCCCUACAUGAGUCAGAAAAAUAGAACGAUUGCACAUGUGGAGGAGUUAUAAACGAGUAAUAAUAACAACAUAAAGAAAAAAGUAGUAUAUUUUGUUUCAUAGUCAUGUAGAAUUGGUAUGAAAUAGGUGUGAAUACAUUACUCUAUGUCACGAACCUCCUACAUUGAUGAAGAAAGAGCAAAGAAAAAAUAGGAAGUGACGGUAUUGUAUAAAAAGAAGCCUUUGAAGAAGAAACUCCUUCUCUUCUCCGUAAAAAAUGGGUGAAUUUCAAUGUGGAAGAAAUAUUUCGCUCUGUCUAAACUUAAAUAAUUUAACCUUGUGUUCUUCAGAAAACAAUAUUUGUGUACAAAAUCACGGCUAUUGUGUUUUUAAAGAGAAUAUUAAACCAAGAUGUCAAUGUUUACCUUGUUUUGUCGGAAAAUAUUGUGAGGAAGAAAAAGUAUCUAGAAAUUUAUGGUUUGUCUUUACACCUUUCGAUGAAGUAGCUCCAACUGGAGCUUCAACUC